Messenger RNA from Nicrophorus vespilloides, 1527 nucleotides. RefSeq names its product cAMP-dependent protein kinase type II regulatory subunit (gene Pka-R2). Lineage: Eukaryota; Metazoa; Arthropoda; Insecta; Coleoptera; Silphidae. The transcript has 6 exons. Gene Ontology annotation, molecular function: cAMP-dependent protein kinase regulator activity. The record is from RefSeq and is a predicted model, not a curated record. Gene Ontology annotation, cellular component: cAMP-dependent protein kinase complex. Gene Ontology annotation, biological process: regulation of protein phosphorylation. Bases 299 to 1456 code for a protein of 385 amino acids.
CGAACGUCGUGGAGAGUACGUGAGAGUGGAGGGACGAGCCCAGCGGAGCAGAGCUAAAAAGCAGUAGCAGCAGCAGGACGAGCGCAAGCAAGGACGAAAGAAAGGCUCCAAUAGUCUACUUGCAGAUAUGAACUAGCCACACGCAACGGAGCGCAGAAUUUAGUGAUUUGGAAAGAAAAAAAGAGGAGAUUUUAUGUUGUUUUUGGGGUGGAAAUUGUUAGUGCGCGCGCGUUAAACAGUUUUUUUUUGGGGAAAAUAGAAUAGAUUGUUGUAUUUAGUAUUGUUCGGGAGCUUCAGUAUGAGUCGAUCACAGGGACAACGCAUCCAGGUGCCGGAUGACCUCAGGGAGGUGCUCCUCGAGUUCACCAUCAGCUACCUGUUGGAGCAGCCAGGAGAUGUUGUCGACUAUGCUGCAGACUACUUCUGUCGACUCAGAGAUGCCAGGACCACGGAGAUUGUGUACGACAGGAACACGACAGCUGCAACACCCUCAUCCCCAGAGGAGUCCAUGUCCAGGGAAGAAGAGCCGCCGGUCGGCAGAUUCAACACUCGUCGCAAGUCGGUGUUUGCGGAAACGUACGAUCCGGAGGAGGACGAUGACGAAGGCGAGAAAGUCGUGUUCCCGAAGUCGGACGAGCAGAGGGACAAAUUAGCCGAAGCCGUCGCGAACAUUCUGCUGUUCCGCGCCUUGGACAAGGAGCAGAUGCAGGACGUGCUGGACGCGAUGUUCGAGAAGAAAGUGAAGGCCGGUGAGAUGGUGAUCAAACAAGGCGACGACGGCGACAACUUCUACGUGAUCCAAGAGGGCGUGUUCUACGCGUACGUCGCUUCGGAGCCGUCGAAGGAGCCGCAGCACAUCCACACGUACAACGGACAGGGCAGUUUCGGGGAGUUGGCUCUAAUGUACAACAUGCCCAGGGCUGCCACCAUCACAGCCCACACGGAUGGAUCACUGUGGGCCAUGGACAGGCAGACCUUCAGACGUAUCCUUCUGAAGUCGGCCUUCAAGAAGAGGAAGAUGUACGAGGCCCUCAUCGACAGCGUUCCCAUGCUGAAGACUUUGCAAUCGUACGAGAGGAUGAAUCUCGCCGACGCUCUGGCGCCAAAGUCUUUUUCACAAGGCGACAGGAUUAUCAAGGAGAACGACACUGCGGACGGCAUGUACUUCGUCGAGCAGGGAACAAUCAGUAUUACCGUCGAGGACAACGGAAGGGAGGUGGAGGUGAACCGGAUCGGAAAGGGCGGUUACUUCGGGGAGUUGGCCCUAGUCACGCACAGACCGCGCGCCGCCUCCGCCUACGCCGCCGAGGACGUGAAGCUCGCAUUUUUGGACGUGGAGACGUUCGAGCGACUCCUCGGGCCGUGCAUGCAGAUCAUGAAGCGCAACAUAAACGACUACGAGGAACAGAUGCUCAAAAUAUUCGGCUCCAAGUCGAACAUCAAGGACAUCCGAUGAAUGCCCUGAAGCGAAGAAGUCAGCGAAAGGUUUUCUCUUACUUUUAUUUUACUACAUCUACUUCUUUCUUU